AGCGACAUCCCUGUGUUUUCUUUCAUCAGUGUUUGCUUGCAACCACCAUUUGUGACACGUUGUCCCGAUAUUCCCGAAAUACUCCAAAGUAAAAGCCAAAACACCAAAAGGCCAACGAAUAAGCGCUUGCACUGCAGUUGUGAUCUUCAUAUUCAAGCGUCAGCUUUUGAUUUGUUUUUCUUCCAUCAGCUGCGCCUUAUUCCGACACUGGCGCAUUUUUGCCGGCCAGUACAAAAGCGUCCUUCCUGCUCUUCUAGCCACCCCUCCGACUCUUUUCUUGCAUGGCUGAAGAACCUGACUACGAGUCCCUGUCACCCAAUGCGGGUCUCGGUGUAAACAUGUUGGCCGGUGCUUUGGCUGGUAUCACGGAACAUGCGGUCAUGUUUCCUGUCGAUAGCAUAAAAACGCGAAUGCAAGUUUUUGCUACUUCGCCUGCAGCAGUGUACACAGGGAUUGGCAAUGCCUUCACCCGAAUAUCAUCCACGGAGGGUAUGCGUGCUCUAUGGAGGGGUGUAUCGUCGGUGAUACUGGGCGCAGGGCCAGCUCAUGCUGUUCACUUUGGGAUGUAUGAAGCCAUGAAAGAGUUGGCAGGUGGAAAUGAGGAAAGCAACCGCAACCAGUGGAUCGCGACAUCACUAGCUGGUGCAUCUGCGACCAUCGCAAGUGAUGCUUUGAUGAACCCAUUCGAUGUUAUCAAACAAAGGAUGCAGGUGCAUCAAUCAGAAUUUCGCUCAGUCUUCACCUGUGCGCGGGUAGUGCAUCAGACUGAAGGCCUAUCCGCUUUCUACGUGUCAUACCCCACGACGUUGAUGAUGUCGGUUCCAUUCACCGCUGUUCAAUUUACCGUUUACGAACAGAUAAAAAAACUAAUGAACCCUUCGGGGGAAUAUUCUCCUGUUACGCACAUGGUCGCUGGUGGUUUGUCAGGUGGUGUGGCUGCUGGAGUGACGACGCCACUGGAUGUUGCAAAGACACUGCUACAAACGCGGGGCUCGUCACAAGAUCCGGAAAUUCGCAAAGUUGGUGGGAUGGUGGAUGCUUUCCGGAUUAUAUGGCAAAGGGAUGGCAUGAAGGGAUUUUCGCGAGGAUUGUCACCGCGAGUGCUAACGUUCAUGCCAAGUAAUGCAUUGUGCUGGUUAUCGUAUGAAUUCUUCAAGGCUGCUAUACGCGAAUAACGUCGAUACAAACAUUGAUACUGCUAUAAUAGACUGCUGAUGUUGGGAUGAGGAUUGUGGAGGACUUGACGCGCUCUUUUUCUCGAAUCUGAACUCUUCCAUCAGCUUCCUCUCAUAUUAUGUGCUUUUCGUCAUCUUCCAACUACAUUACUGGGUACCCAUAUACUUUUUCACGGUGCAACGCAACAAUUUCAUGCUACACAGACUAGACGUGCCAUUGCAACUGGUGGAAUGAAUGGAAAAUUUUUGCGUAAUAGAAAUGCAUAGUCUAA
Messenger RNA from Serpula lacrymans var. lacrymans S7.9, 1447 nucleotides. RefSeq lists its product as uncharacterized. The record is from RefSeq and is a predicted model, not a curated record. NCBI's taxonomy places the organism in Eukaryota, Fungi, Basidiomycota, Agaricomycetes, Boletales, Serpulaceae. Gene Ontology annotation, molecular function: ferrous iron transmembrane transporter activity. The coding region runs from base 282 to 1175 and encodes 297 amino acids. Gene Ontology annotation, biological process: iron import into the mitochondrion. The transcript has 7 exons. Gene Ontology annotation, cellular component: mitochondrial membrane.